Messenger RNA from Gekko japonicus, 758 nucleotides. Its product is annotated as 6-pyruvoyl tetrahydrobiopterin synthase-like. The coding region runs from base 15 to 758 and encodes 247 amino acids. The transcript has 6 exons. Gene Ontology annotation, cellular component: mitochondrion. Lineage: Eukaryota; Metazoa; Chordata; Lepidosauria; Squamata; Gekkonidae. The record is from RefSeq and is a predicted model, not a curated record.
UGGCGGCUUAUCAUAUGAUGAUGGCUCGCGGGUGUAUUUAUUUGGGCGCCCGGGGAGGUCUCCCGGCUUUCGGCUCUCGCUGCAGCUCGGCUCCCGAGGGGUUUUUCGCCAUGCAGAGCAUAGCAGAACACGGCCGGCCGAAUGCCACGGGCAAAAUGACUUUCCUCUCCCGGACGGAGACCUUUGCCGCUGCCCACAGGCUGAGCAGCAAAUUGCUCAACGAUGAAGAGAACCGGAAGCUGUUCGGGAAAUGCAACCAAAGCCACGGCCACAAUUACAAAGUGAUCGUGACUGUACGUGGAGAGAUGAACCCCAUCAGUGGCAUGUUUAUGAACAUUUACAAGCUUCAGGAAUAUAUGCAGGAGGCGAUCACAGAGCCCCUUGACAGAAAAGACUUAGAUAAAGACAUCCCCUAUUUUGCCAACGUAGUAAGCACAACAGAGAACCUUGCCCUGUUCAUCUGGGAAAACCUCCAGAGGCACUUGCCCGCCGGGGCCCUUUACAAAAUAAAGCUGUAUGAAACAGAGGAGAACAGCAUCAUCUACAAAGGAGAGGCGCCUGCUCCAGCCAAAGACAAGAGCAUGUGUACAGCGCCUCUGCUCCCCCCGGAUGGAAAGAAGCAGCUUUGUAACGGCCUAGAAAAGUGUGACGGGCCCAGCCAACUGGUUCUGCACACCCAACCGUCCCACUUCAAAGAAGAAGAUGCUGUAAAGUCGUCUCCCUGCUUGAGAGGAGAUGGAUGGUGGGGUCCCAAUUAA